This is a messenger RNA of Solanum pennellii, 3494 nucleotides long. Its product is annotated as protein NPGR2. Bases 762 to 2894 code for a protein of 710 amino acids. The record is from RefSeq and is a predicted model, not a curated record. Gene Ontology annotation, molecular function: protein binding. NCBI's taxonomy places the organism in Eukaryota, Viridiplantae, Streptophyta, Magnoliopsida, Solanales, Solanaceae. The transcript has 6 exons.
ACAAAAAUUGUUGUGAAAAGAUUCAAGAAUUGUCUCCACCCCACAAUCCCACUGCUGUCUUUUUACUGCAACCACCCACCCCUUCAAAAUACCCCUACUUACAACCCCAUAUCAUCAUCAGACUCUUCUUGGAACUGUGCUAUUAGUAGUAAUAAUAUUUUACAUAAAGUAGUGAAAUUUGUUACAGAAAAUGCCCAUAUAGUCUUUUGGGUGGAUUCUCAAACUUCCACCCACCAAAGGGGUCCCUACUCUACCCACAAACCCAAAUCAUUAUUGGGUUAUGUUUGUUAUGGUAAUUUUUACAAAAAAAGAAAGUGGAGAAGAAUCAAAAAAGAAUGUAAAGUUUGAAGCUUUUUCAUAUUCUUUUGGAUGAUCACAGAAAGAAUGGAGUUUUUUGAUUGAUUGGAGAUUUUAAGUAUGGAAACUACAGUGGCUGGCUUGUCUUGUUUUCAGUGUUAUUCAUGUAAUGGUGAAAGUUUGUGUUUAUUACAGUGGGAUGUUGGAUUUGGAAAGAAACUGUGUCAAUUGAUCUGCUCCAUCUGCUCCAACUUAAAGAAAGAUAAAAGUAAACUUAUUGAGGGGAGACAGUAAAUUGAUCUGCACCAACUUGUAGAGUUGUAGUUCUAGCAAUUUUCCUUGACAAAUGAGGUUAAAUCCUUGUUGGUGUUGCUGAUAUUGAAGGAAGGAUUGUAGAGUAUGAAGAAUGUUAAUUGUGUCAGCAAAAGGGGAAGACGUCAGAUUAUUUGAGUGUGUGCAAGAUAAUGAACUGCCUAAGCUUGUCGGAACAUAUUCUGAUGGAUGAAAUGGUUACAUCUCCUGAAUCCCUUGCAACUAAGGAUCACACAUCGAGUGUCCAUUCAUUACGAGCUGGAGAAGCUGGACAGAAGCCUGAUACUGGAAAUAUCGAAGAAGCUGAAUCAUCUUUGCGUGAGAGUGGUUGUUUGAAUUAUGAGGAAGCAAGAGCAUUACUAGGAAGAUAUGAAUACCAAAAGGGGAAUAUAGAGGCCGCUUUACAUGUUUUUGAAGGAAUAGAUAUUGCCUCAGUGACUCCUAAGUUGAAACUUGCCCUUGCCGAAAGAGUGCAAACUAAAAAGAGACGUUCACGGAGUUUUUCUACACCACCAUUAUCCAUAAACGCUGUGAGUUUGCUCCUGGAAGCAGUCUUUCUCAAAGCGAAAUCAUUGCAGGCUCUUCAGAGGUACAAAGAAGCUGCUCAAUCAUGUACUGUAGUUCUCGACAUUCUUGAAUCUUCAUUACCAGCAGGCUUGCCUGAAACCUUUGCUACUGACUGUAAAUUGCAGGAUACUCUCAACAAGGCUGUUGAGCUGCUUCCUGAAUUAUGCAAACUCGCAGAUGCUCCUCGAGAAGCAAUUAUGUCAUACCGUCGAGCUCUACUGCAUCAGUGGAACCUUGACAUUCAAACUACUGCAAAGAUUCAGAAAGAAUUUGCCAUCUUUCUUCUCUAUAGUGGAGGCGAAUCGUGUCCCCCUAAUCUCCAGUCUCAAAUGGAUGGUUCAUUUGUCCCCCGAAAUAAUAUUGAAGAGGCUAUUCUUCUCUUGAUGAUAUUAUUGAGAAAGAUUUCUCUACAAAGGAUAGAGUGGGACCCUUCGAUUCUUGAUCAUCUCUCGUAUGCAUUAUCUAUCUCAGGGGGUUUAAAGACUUUGGCUAGCAAAGUAGAAGAAUUGCUUCCCAGAACUAUAGAUCAGCAAGAGAAGUAUCUAAUUUUAGCUCUCUGUUACUACGGAGGAGGAGAUGACUUCACUGCAUUGAACUUGUUACGGGAACUGUUGAGAAGUACAGAGGAUCACAUCUGUGUUCCAGGUUUGUUAUUGGCUUCAAAAGUGUGUGCUGAAAGCCCAGAUUGUGCAAGCGAGGGGAUAAUUUAUGCUCACAGAGCUAUUGAAAGACUGCAAGAAAGAUGUAGUCAUUUGUUGGGUGUUGCCAAUUGUGUAUUAGGACUCUCACUUACAGCUCAUUCUAGAACAGUACUGACAGAUUCUGAGAGGGUUAAGAUACAUUCAGAUGCACUUAAGUCCUUUGAAUCUGCUGGAAAGCUGACAAAGAUGAGUGAUACUAAUGUCAUUUACCAUCUUUGUCUAGAAAAUGCCGAACAAAGGAAGUUGGAUGUCGCAGUCCAUUACGCAAACUGGUUUCUUAAACUGGAAGGUGGCUCUACACUGAAAGGAUCGAUGCUUUUGGCUCGGGUAUUAUCAGCUCAGAAACGGUUUCUGGAUGCUGAAACUAUCAUUAAUGUUGCCCUAGAGCAGAGUGGAAAGUGGGAUCAUGGAGAACUGUUGAGGACCAAAGCUAAGCUCCAAAUCGCGCAGGGUCAAGUGAAAAAUGCUAUAGAAAUAUAUACUCAGAUUCUUGCUAUUCUUCAGGUUCAGAGAAGAAGCUUCGGACUGGGGGAAGAUCUCGAGCAGGAGUCUGGAGACCAUUGCAGAACAUUGGAGCUGGAAACCUGGCUGGAUCUUGCUUCCAUCUACAUUAAAUUAUCUCAGUGGCGAGAUGCAGAGAAGUGUCUUUCCAAAACUGAGACUAUCAGUUCAUAUUCAGCUUGUAGAUUGUAUACUGCUGGUUUGCUUAACCAAUCGAAGGGCCUAUAUAAAGCAGCUCUGGGAGACUAUUCCAAUGCUUUGGCUGUUAAUCCAUAUCAUGUGCCAAGUCUGGUAUCAAGUGCAGUGGUGCUUAUGAAGAUAGGUAAACAGUCUCCUGCAAUUAUUCGAAGCCUUCUAACAGAAGCACUACGUCUUGAUCGGAUGAAUGCUUCUGCAUGGUAUAAUCUAGGCCUGUUAUACAAAGAGGGAGGUUUAGGUUCAGCCGCGGAAGCUGCUGACUGUUUUGAAGCUGCUAUUAUUCUGGAAGAAACUGAACCUGUUGAACCAUUUAGAUGACUUCCUCCCUGUACAUAAUUUAUUACAGAUAUUCAAGUUGGUGCAUCGAAUGAAUCCAUCUCGGAAGCUGUGAAAUGUAUAGUGCAAUAAGAGUGGGAAAAAUAUCAAUAUUUCUUGUGUUUAUUGACCAUAUUUUUGAAGCUGGUGCGUCAAAAGAGUUCAAAAUUGUACUGCACAGACCUUACUACCUCAUGUUUGCAGGAACAAAGUCCUAACCUUGUUGUUCUGAGUUCACCUCACAAUAGCAUUCUCGAGGGGUUCAACAUAAAAGAGCAGUCUGCUGCACGAAGUAUCUUGCAUUAACAUUGAUGUGGAGAAGGACCGCACGACAAGAGGGUGUAAUGUAGGGAGCUCAAUCCUGAUACAGGUUAAUUCUACGACACAAACUUGUGACCUAUAGGUGUCACAAACAGACAACUUUACUGUUACACAUAUCUCCUACCACAACAGAGAGAAGAAUCAUCAUAAUGAGUUGUCUUUUUGUUUGUUUGUGUAUGGGAUCCAUAUUAUGUAUAUGACAUAAACAAAGAAUUUGUUUUGCCCAUGAUAUAUUUAUUUUAUUAAUGAUAAAUUUAGUUGAGUGAUUUUAGAAGAUGAAAA